GUUCCGACGGCCUCUUUCAUGCGCUGAGGGCGCCCGGCUGGGCCGGACCGGCGGCCGGAGGGGAGGCUCCUCUCCAUGGUCCAGAAGACCAGCAUGUCCCGGAGCCCUUACCCACCCUCCCAGGAGAUCCCCAUGGAGGUGUUCGACCCCAGCCCGCAGGGCAAAUACAGCAAGAGGAAAGGGCGGUUCAAAAGGUCGGAUGGGAGCACGUCCUCGGAUACCACGUCCAACAGUUUUGUCCGCCAGGGCUCGGCGGAGUCCUACACCAGCCGACCCUCGGACUCUGACGUGUCUCUGGAGGAGGACCGGGAAGCCCUAAGGAAGGAGGCAGAGCGCCAGGCAUUAGCCCAGCUUGAGAAAGCCAAGACCAAGCCGGUGGCGUUUGCUGUGCGGACAAAUGUCGGCUAUAACCCAUCUCCUGGGGAUGAGGUGCCAGUGCAGGGAGUGGCCAUCACCUUCGAGCCCAAGGACUUCCUGCACAUCAAAGAGAAAUAUAAUAACGACUGGUGGAUUGGACGACUGGUGAAGGAGGGCUGUGAGGUUGGCUUCAUCCCCAGCCCCGUCAAGCUGGACAGCCUGCGCCUCCUGCAGGAACAGAAGCUGCGCCAGAACCGCCUCAGCUCCAGCAAAUCAGGUGACAACUCCAGUUCCAGCCUAGGAGACGUGGUGACUGGCACCCGCCGCCCCACGCCCCCUGCCAGUGCCAAACAGAAGCAGAAGUCGACAGAGCAUGUGCCCCCCUAUGACGUGGUACCUUCCAUGAGACCCAUCGUCCUGGUGGGACCGUCGCUCAAGGGCUACGAGGUUACAGACAUGAUGCAGAAAGCUUUAUUUGACUUCUUGAAGCAUCGAUUUGAUGGCAGGAUCUCCAUCACUCGUGUGACAGCGGACAUUUCGCUGGCUAAGCGCUCGGUCCUCAACAACCCCAGCAAACACAUCAUCAUUGAGCGCUCCAACACACGCUCUAGCCUGGCUGAGGUUCAGAGCGAGAUCGAGCGAAUCUUCGAGCUGGCCCGGACCCUUCAGUUGGUCGCUUUGGAUGCUGACACCAUCAACCACCCAGCCCAGCUCUCCAAGACCUCACUGGCCCCCAUCAUUGUUUACAUUAAGAUCACCUCUCCAAAGGUACUUCAGAGGCUCAUCAAGUCCCGAGGGAAGUCUCAAUCCAAACACCUCAAUGUCCAAAUAGCGGCCUCAGAGAAGCUGGCACAGUGCCCCCCCGAAAUGUUUGACAUCAUCCUGGACGAGAACCAAUUGGAGGAUGCCUGCGAGCACUUGGCCGAAUAUUUGGAAGCCUAUUGGAAGGCCACACACCCGCCCAGCAGCACUCCGCCCAAUCCGCUGCUGAACCGUACCAUGGCUACUGCAGCUCUGGCCGCCAGCCCUGCCCCUGUCUCCAACCUCCAGGGACCCUACCUUCCUUCCGGGGACCAGUCGCUGGAGCGGGCCACCGGGGAGCACGCCAGCGUGCACGAGUACCCCGGGGAGCUGGGCCAGCCCCCAGGCCUUUACCCCAGCAGCCACCCUCCAGGCCGGGCAGGCACCCUGCGGGCACUGUCUCGGCAAGACACGUUUGAUGCCGACACUCCUGGCAACCGAAACUCUGCCUACACGGAGCUGGGAGACUCAUGUGUGGACAUGGAAACGGACCCCUCAGAGGGCCCAGGGCUUGGAGACCCUGCAGGGGGCAGCACCCCACCGGCCCGGCAGGGAUCCUGGGAGGAUGAGGAAGAAGACUAUGAAGAGGAGCUGACCGACAACCGGAACCGCGGCCGGAAUAAGGCCCGCUACUGCGCCGAGGGUGGGGGUCCCGUUUUGGGGCGCAACAAGAAUGAGCUGGAAGGCUGGGGGCGAGGUGUCUACAUCCGCUGAGAGACAGAGGCCACGCGGUGGGGGGUGGGGAAGGGCUCUGAGCCCUGGGGAGGUACGGGACCCAGGGGCUCACCACCGGGGGUGUAUCUUUCCUCCAGGGGGCGCUGUCUCCCUCUCAGAUGCCUUCACCGGAUGUUUGGGGUUUCUUUUGCGGUAGCAUCCUAGCUCCCAGGAUUCCCUUAAAGCCUGGUUGUAGGUUUUCACCUCCCUGGUGUGGAUGGAUGGGGGGAUGCCCACCUUUCCGCAGUGUCUCCUUUCCCCCGCUUCAGGGGGCUCUCUCCCUUCACUCCCAGAGAAAAGGUGCACUUCCUUAACUCUUUCUACUUGGGGCUCUAUAUGGGGGUCCUAAAUGGGGUAGCCCUUUCUUUCCCCAACCUGGAGUAUUUGGGAGGGGUGAAGGGGCUUUUCCUGGAGAGGGAGAGCAUAGACUCCUUCUCAUGAGGGCUGUCUUCCCCAAACCCCAGAUCCAGGGUCCCUCCCCGUGCCCACCUCUCUCCCAGCUUCCUGGCACCGUUGUCUGGUGGGUGAAAGGUAGAGAAUGGAAGCCCCAUGGGGAGCUUGUCUUGGGGAGUUGUCUGGGUAGAGAGUGCAGGCAUCAAAUGUCCUGACCUCUGCUGGAGCCCGACCCAGACCCCUGAAGAGCGGGCAGCCAGAGACCCUGCUACCCACCCCUCCACAUCCAUGCCUCGGCCUUCGCCCACCCCAGGAAUGAGCUUUGCCUACAACCUCCCUUGCCUACUGCCAUCAGAAGAGGAGGCCCCUCUGUGUCUGAGCCCCCCACCCCGUUUCAUCUGGGUAUGGCACCCGUGGAACACUAGUCCGCCUCAUUUUGAAACCAAAAAACUCCUUCACUAUCACCCGGAGGCCCCGGGGGAGAGGCCCUGCAGGUUGGUGCCCAAGAGGUGAUCACCACCCCAGGGGUCAUCUUGGGACCUCGGAUCUCCCCUGGGGGGCUUGGCUGCUGCUGCUGUUCUAUUUGCCUCUUGUGAUCCUGUCCUAUACCCAGGUCCACUCCCCCCAGGAGAGGCCUUGGUAUCCCCCCGGCCUCCCAAGUGUUCCUCAGCCUAGCAUCCCUCCAGCCCAGCAGCCCCGCCCCUCCCCAGCACCCAGCUGGGCCAGAGAGAGCCGAUUGUGCCAACGAGGACUGGGCCCUGCCCAGCUGCCCGCCUCAGGGAUGGGCCCCUCACGCCUGUCUCGCCACCUCCUGUGCCAAUGUUGUCCCACCCCCCCACUGGGGGUGGGGUGCAGCUUCCACUCACUGGUUAGAAGACACCACUGCCCAACCUUCCUCCCUCCCUGUCUGAUGUCCUGUGCCCUCAUCUGUCUGUCUGUCCAUCUGUACUCCCCUAGAAGUAUUUGGCCACAUAUAAAACCGCCGUCAUGUCCUUUGCA
Messenger RNA from Neogale vison (American mink), 3264 nucleotides. It is a transcript of the gene CACNB1, whose product is annotated as calcium voltage-gated channel auxiliary subunit beta 1. Bases 76 to 1872 code for a protein of 598 amino acids. The record is from RefSeq and is a predicted model, not a curated record. Lineage: Eukaryota; Metazoa; Chordata; Mammalia; Carnivora; Mustelidae. Gene Ontology annotation, cellular component: voltage-gated calcium channel complex. Gene Ontology annotation, molecular function: high voltage-gated calcium channel activity; protein binding. Gene Ontology annotation, biological process: chemical synaptic transmission; calcium ion transmembrane transport; neuromuscular junction development. The transcript has 14 exons.